Messenger RNA from Trichoderma harzianum CBS 226.95, 1086 nucleotides. RefSeq lists its product as hypothetical. Bases 1 to 1086 code for a protein of 361 amino acids. Lineage: Eukaryota; Fungi; Ascomycota; Sordariomycetes; Hypocreales; Hypocreaceae. The record is from RefSeq and is a predicted model, not a curated record. The transcript has 2 exons.
AUGGACGGACUGUCCGAUGACUCGCCAUUCAUUUCUGUGAUAUUCGUCGCAGACUGGAUCGACAGGGGCGGUUUCUGGCUGCUUGUGCUACCCUUUGCCCUCUUUUGGUACCAUGUGACACACCGUCGAUCCGAUCUUGUCAUCAUCGUGAUAUGUCUUGCUUGGAAUCUGCGCUGCUCAAUCAUUCCUCUCUGCUAUGAGCUGGCACGUUCUAGGCUGGCUCUUGGCAGCGUGGCAUUGACUGCGACUGUCUCAAUUGGCCUUCAGCUCUUUGGCUAUAUCUGGAAAUGGAGGCAUAUUGACGAGCCUCAGAGCGGUACCCCCUCCGCGUAUUUGAUACCAUGUCGCGUAACGCACAGUCGAGAGCACCCCAAGAAGCAUGCCUUUUCUUAUUCAUAUCUGACUGUGGGGAUAUCUGUGGGCUACAGAGGAAAUGUGAAUGGAAUGAUAUCUGUGGAUGACCCGGAUGUCUCUACAUCCUGGCUAUCUAAGAUUUGGCGGGCGAGAAGCUGGUUUCGCGUUGAUGCAGCUGAUUAUCUAGAAAGAGGUAACAACAAGCUCGGACUUCGUGCCAAACUUGAUAAGUAUCUCAUAUCUCAGGAUGCGAAUCCAGCGGACUAUCCCCACGCUUUCCUUGUUACCGUACCAAAGUUUCUCGGAUAUCAAUUCAGCCCAGUCUCAUUUUGGUACCUGUACUCUUCUGACAGGACCCUCUCGGCUGUUGUUGUAGAGAUGAAUAACACCUUUGGCGAGAGGCGGCCGUACCUGGUGUUGCGUGACACCACAGACGAUGCCACGCGGAUUACUUCAAAUGAGGUUUCUCAGCUGACACCUGUCUGGCUAAAUGGUACGUGGAAAAAGGAUUUCCACAUGUCUCCCUUCAAUUCUCGCAACGGGUCUUAUUCCUUGCUGGCUAGAGAUCCUUUUGAAGGUAACAUGGAGGGCUUCAGAGGCAUCGACAUAGCUCUUAACCUCGUUUCGUCCAAGGGCCAGCCUAAACUGGAUGUUCGAUUAUAUUCUGAAGGCAAAGCACUUGAAGCUUCACAAAUGGGACCGUUGGAGCAGGCAAAAUUUGUUUUGACAUGA